Molecule: messenger RNA, 1130 nt
Organism: Oreochromis niloticus (Nile tilapia)
Lineage: Eukaryota; Metazoa; Chordata; Actinopteri; Cichliformes; Cichlidae
Exons: 6
Coding region: 1-738 (245 amino acids)
Biological process (GO): microtubule cytoskeleton organization
Cellular component (GO): cytoplasmic microtubule; cilium
Molecular function (GO): microtubule binding
Source: RefSeq, a predicted model, not a curated record
AUGAAGUCAUUUGAGCGCCUGGUUCUCUCCUACCUCAAGACCCUCACGGCCCCCCUCCUGGACCCCUGCAGCUUGCAUACAGAGCCAGCAGUGGUUUAUAUCCCAAAGAUACAGGGGCUACGAUACAUCCGCACCCUGGCGCGGCUUCACCAAGAUGAGUUGGAGUUAUUAAACCUCCGUAAAGUUUGUUUGGCGGUGACACAAGAGAUUAAAAACAAUCGCUCUUGUGUGUCCUGUGCGGCACUGGACACCGUGGUAUAUUUGUGUGUUCACCUCAAAGAGAGGAUGGACAGAGCAGCUGAUUUAACCUGUGAGAGUCUACUCCAGGUGUUUGCAAGGGCAAAUGCCAAUGAGUUCAUUCAGCAACAUGCCCACGAAGCUCUGACAGCUCUGGUUCAUCAUUGUAGCCCGAGUCGCUUUAUAACUAGCCUGAAGAAGCAUGGUUUGAAACAUAAGAGCGUUCUCGUGAGAGCUGGUGCCGCACUGGGGCUUCUUAUGAUCAAUGAAUUCAUGGGAGCGGAGAAAGUUCUGUCUGCAGGACAGACUUUCACCAAAUACUUCCUGUUGGCUGUCAGUUUAGUGUGUCAGGAUGCUUCCUCUGAAGUCAGAGCUCAUGGAAAGGCCAUCUUAAAAGACCUGGUCAAACAGAAGAACUUCAAAAAGAUGUGGGUAGAAAGCGUCUCGCAUAAAUCCCGCUGUGAGGUGGAAGGAAGACUCAGAGACGUAUUUCAGAAAUAGACACAGAAAUUUCCCACAUCACGUCUGCUUCAGGUAAGUAUGUAUUUCAUUUAAAUAUUUAAUAUAACAUUUACAGUAAUUAAAUAUUUAAUAUGCAUAAAAAACACUCACUUAUUCACCAACCGGUCGAGGCAGAUGGCCGCCCUCCCUGAGCCUGGUUCUGCCAGAGGUUUCUUCCUGUUAAAAGGGAGUUUUUCCUCUCCACAGUCGCUCAUAGGGAUCAAUUGGGUACAAUAACUUUGUUGCUUUUUGGUCCGUCACAUUGAUCAAAAAGCAACAUGUUCUUAAUAGAGUGGCAAGUGAGUGUUUUACAUUUUCCAUCUGUGAACGGUAGCUUCUACCACUCAUUUAUUAAUUUGGCACAAAAUAAAGAAACUUUAAAAAACAACAAA